Messenger RNA from Exophiala spinifera, 1308 nucleotides. RefSeq lists its product as uncharacterized. The record is from RefSeq and is a predicted model, not a curated record. Lineage: Eukaryota; Fungi; Ascomycota; Eurotiomycetes; Chaetothyriales; Herpotrichiellaceae. The transcript has a single exon. The coding region runs from base 1 to 1308 and encodes 435 amino acids. Gene Ontology annotation, biological process: regulation of gene expression. Gene Ontology annotation, cellular component: nucleus.
AUGGAACAUCAGACGCAACCUGGAGGAGCACGUAUCUUCUCGAUCCUAAACGACAACGACUGUCCUUCGUUUGUCAUUCGUCAUCACGAACCAUCUCCUCCCUCCUCCGAAAAGACCUCUCCAUUGCUCUCUCCACGACCACGCCUUGAACGGCCUCACCUUGUGCGCCACGCCGGCUACCGCCGCACCUCGUCCUUCUCGUCUUCCACUGCCUCGACCCCUCCUCUCGUACGCCAAUCCUCGUCAGAGUCGGGAUCGAGCAUGGACUCUUCUCCCUCGCCCAUCACCCCGGCGUACAACUAUGUAGACAACACACUGCUUCCCUAUGAUCCGCUGUUGCGCCAAGACAUGACGGGAUACGUCCCGUCUCCGUCGACCAUCACUCCGUUUAUGGAACAACAACUGAUGAUCAACCCGAACAUGGCCGAUCCUCAGUAUUCCGGCAAAUCACUUGCUAUCCCGCCAAUUAUGCCUCCUCAGUAUCCCCUCGUCCCGGGUCCUGUCCACCCUAGCCUGCAGCUGCAGCCUCUUGCGGUUCCCGCGCCAAUACCAAACGGCCUUGCACCGCCCGCCACUUCUGCACCUCCAUCAUCCACCCCAUCUGCGACCUCGCCCACCACGACCGGUUCGGCCCCGCCCAAGAAGAACAAAUACCCCUGCCCUUACGCUCAGUCACACCACUGCCAGUCUACCUUUACCACCUCGGGUCACGCUGCGCGCCAUGGAAAGAAGCACACCGGAGAGAAGGGGGUGCAUUGCCCAAUCUGCAACAAGGCCUUCACGCGCAAGGACAACAUGAAGCAACAUGAACGGACCCACAAGGGGUCUCAGUCCGGGACCACCAGCGACGAUUCCAGCCGUCGAAGCAAAGCUGCCAUGACGAGGGACGCAGUGAAAGCCAAGCAGAUCAAGAAGCAUGAUAGCAUGAACUCGGAGGCCAGUCGUCGGUCCAGCCAGAUCCAUUCGCCUUUGUCCGAGGGAACAUCUCUGGCACCUACCGCUGUCGAGACGCCUGUCUUGUCCCACGAGGACACGUCUCUCUACCUCGAGCCUCGUCAAAUGCUCAUGCCGAUUCAAACCAUUCCAGAGAGUGUUUCACCCAACUCUCUCUAUCCUCCACUGGCCGAUGAUCCCCUUCUUGGAGCUCCACUCCUUCAACCGCCACUGCUAUCCAAAGGUAUCGGCAAUGGAAUGGUACCCAACGGUCUUGUGCCUCCCACUCUGAUACGAGGGUUUUCAGACCUAGACACUCUCGCGCAGGCCGCAGAAAGUUUCGAUCCUUACUAUCAAACUUCUCAAGGCUUGUAA